AUGGUUUAUUAUCAUACAUCAUGCAAUAUAAAAAUUUUACGAAACAUCAUAAUAGAUUUUGAAGUUUCCAAGGAAUUAUCUCCCUACGAAUAUAUGAAAAUGUAUAUCGAAAAAUGUCCAGAUACAACAGAAGAUUCCAAAAUUUCCUGGAUUGUUGAAAGUUUCUUAAGCUUUCAAAAACACAAGCCAUUUCUAAAAAUAAUGGUGUCCCAUAUAUCUGAAAAACUUUCUGAAGAAGAUCAGCAUUAUUUUAUGAUUUUAUUAAAUGCGGUAAUUUUUCACCUUUCUCCAAUAGACAUGCCCCUUCUUUAUAAAUGCCUUUUCAAUUUAAGUAAAUCGCUGUUAAACACCUACGCGACGUUUUUGAGUAAUAAUGAAGUGUUAACAUUUAUAUCCCAAGUUGCACAUACUCAUUAUGACACAAGUUUUAUAACUGAGAAGAUAAUCAACCCUUUAUUUACAUGGCAACCUUAUAUAAGUGAAAUGGCACAUAGUUAUGCCCAAUAUGUGAAAAAAAUUGAAAAUAGAAAAAUAAAAUUACCAACAAUACCUGUUCAACCCAAUGUGCUUAACAGAAAGGGUAAAAAUGACAGUUUUCUCUCCAUAAAAACAACUGUACCUGUUACUUCACCAAACUCUUUAAAACAAAAAGGCAAAAGAAUGCUAACCAAAAGCGUUAUUGAUCAAAAACUCAAACAAAUCCAUGAAAAUAAUAAACAAAAAGGAUUAGAAUUACUAAAGGAAAUUAAAACCAAAGAUUAUAAUUUUGCUCAAGGAAAGUCAGAUAAAUUUUAUAAAAAAAUAUCUAGUAUCACAGACGAAGGUGAAAACCAGUAUGUUAAGGCUGUACCUAAACUAAAAAACAGAAAUUUGAAUUAUACCACUCAUCCAAACGUAAAAGAAACAGCGACAACGAUUAAAAGAAUGAAUAAGAUAAUGCAAAUGUCAGAAAAGGAAGAAGUUCAGUGGUUACAAAAUUUACUGACAAAUUGCCGUGAUACAUUGAAGAUUGAAGAACUUGAAGAAUAUGACCGUCAAGAAAAAGAAAGAGAAAGAUUAUUAGAUAUUGAAAAAAAACAUUUAUUGGGACAAAUAUCUUAUGAAGAAGCUGUCAUUGCUAAGAAAAAAUUGUAUGAUGAUAACAAAAAGAAGUACAAAAAGUUUUUAGAGGAAAAGCAAACAUGGGAAGAAGAGAUUGAAAGAUGGAAACGAGAUGAAAUGGAAAAGAAUAGAAAACAAGUAGAAAAGUUAUCACUCAUAGAACUUGAAAUGCUUCAUGCAAAAUAUAAUGCUACUAUUAAAAAGAAAGGAAUAGCUGAUAAAACAAGAAAAGAGUCUGAAGAGUUGUUGUCUAAAGCUAUGAAAGAAAAACAAGAAUAUUUAGAAUGUAGAAUAAAAAUGAUAAAAGAAAUUAAAAUAUUGGCUUUGAUCGCUAAGAAAGCUAAAAUUCCGAAAAUUAUUGACCUUACAGAAUCAUCAGGACUGGGCUUACUAUGUGAGAUGUCUAUGGCUGAAUUACAAGAAAGGUUAAGUCUUGUGAAAAUUGGGCUCAAGGAAGAGUUAGAAAAAAAGAAAACUCUUAUUAGAAAAGAAAAUCUGGCUGCUAAGCACGAAAUAGAAGAAACAAAAAAAUCUAUUAAAAAUUACAUGGCUGAACGUUCAAUUUCAAAAAAACAAAAGGAAAAGACUUCGGAUAAUAUUCAUGACAAAUCGUCAUCCAAAGAAAUAAGCAAACUUAGAAAGAUUUUAGAAGAAAAGCGGAAAUUGCGAAUCAUGCUUACUAGUUAGU
Pararge aegeria (speckled wood butterfly) is the source of this 1789-nucleotide messenger RNA. Its product is annotated as rootletin-like. The record is from RefSeq and is a predicted model, not a curated record. The transcript has a single exon. NCBI's taxonomy places the organism in Eukaryota, Metazoa, Arthropoda, Insecta, Lepidoptera, Nymphalidae. The coding region runs from base 1 to 1788 and encodes 595 amino acids.